Messenger RNA from Oenanthe melanoleuca, 2156 nucleotides. It is a transcript of the gene CDC34, whose product is annotated as cell division cycle 34, ubiqiutin conjugating enzyme. The transcript has 6 exons. The coding region runs from base 389 to 1498 and encodes 369 amino acids. Gene Ontology annotation, biological process: protein polyubiquitination; ubiquitin-dependent protein catabolic process. Gene Ontology annotation, molecular function: ubiquitin conjugating enzyme activity. NCBI's taxonomy places the organism in Eukaryota, Metazoa, Chordata, Aves, Passeriformes, Muscicapidae. The record is from RefSeq and is a predicted model, not a curated record.
CGCAGAGCUGCUUUGGGCAGUGAAAUGACCCAGAAGGAACAAAAUGUGGGGCUGGGCUGUGGCUGCACAGAGGCAGCUGGGAAGCACUAAGUGGCCAGUUUCUUAACCUCCUGGCAGCGUGAAGUGCCAGAAUGAGCUGCAGCAGUGCCCAUAUCCCUGAGGCAAGCCCCGUGCUCAGGGGUUAGUGUUGGCAGCAGGUGCAGGACUGUGGAGCACCAGAGUGGAAGAGCUGGUGGGAGGAUCCCCGCGGGCUCGGGAUGUUGUGUUGGGCGGAUGUUCUGCUCCCUGCAGGCAGGACGUGGUGCUGUUGUGGGUGAGGCUGCGGGUGGCGGCUCCUGACGCAGGCACAGCUGACGGGAUGUGACACAAAAGGAGGUGCGAGCCGGGGAUGCCAAAGGCAUCAUUCCGCUGCGGCCGUGCCAGGAGCAGCCUCCGCUCCCGUUCCAGGUGCUGUGAAUUGUCACACAGGUAUGGCACCUGCAGGCUGACCCGGGGCUGCGCUCCGGGCCGGGAUUCUGUGUGCUGGGGAGCCCCGGGGCGGCUGCCGAGCAUUGGAUUCUCUCGGUGGGACGGCGCGACCGGGAGCGCUGCGGGCACCGGCGGGGCCGCCCCGCCCAUCACCUGCCCCGCCCCGCGCUCUGAUUGGCCAGCGGUGCCCGUAGGGGCGGCGCCCGCGGUGACCACGCCCCUCACGGGACUCCAGCCCCCGCCGCGCCCCGCGUGGCCCCGGUCCCGCCGCCCCCCCGCGCCCCGCAGCGGCUCUGCGCCCCCCGAGAGCCCCGGUACCGGCAUGGCGCGGCCCCCCGUGCCCAGCUCGCAGAAAGCGCUGCUGCUGGAGCUGAAGGGGCUGCAGGAGGAGCCCGUGGAAGGAUUCCGGGUCAGGCUGGUGGACGAAGGGGACCUGUACACCUGGGACGUGGCCAUCUUCGGCCCCCCGGACACCCACUACGAGGGCGGGUACUUCAAGGCUCGUCUCCGGUUUCCCAUCGACUACCCCUACUCUCCUCCUGCCUUCAGGUUCCUAACCAAAAUGUGGCACCCCAAUAUCUAUGAGACAGGUGAUGUCUGCAUCUCCAUCCUCCACCCGCCCGUGGAUGACCCGCAGAGCGGGGAGCUGCCAUCGGAGCGCUGGAACCCCACCCAGAACGUGCGAACCAUUCUGCUGAGUGUGAUCUCACUGCUGAAUGAGCCCAACACGUUUUCCCCAGCCAACGUGGACGCCUCUGUGAUGUACCGCAAGUGGAAGGAGAGCAAAGGGAAGGACCGGGAGUACACAGACAUCAUCAGGAAGCAAGUGCUGGGCACCAAGGUGGACGCUGAGCGGGACGGAGUGAAGGUCCCCACCACGCUGGCUGAGUACUGCGUGAAGACCAAGACUCCAGCCCCAGAUGAGGGCUCAGACCUCUUUUAUGAUGACUAUUAUGAGGAUGAUGAGAUGGAGGAAGAAGAAGAGAGCUGUUAUGGUGAUGAGGAUGACUCCGGCAAUGAGGAAUCUUGAUGGGCCUCUGGCAUUGCAAUACUUACUAUAAACUGCUGAAUUUUACCUCAACUAGAACAAACUGGUUUGAAGUUAGGAUCUGUCAGCCCUGAAAUUAACUCUCUACCUCGCAGGGAGACUGUUCUGCUGUUGCAAAGGAAAUCCCAUCGCCGUCUUUGUAGGAAAAAAAUAAACCCCCUAUUUUAUAAACUUCCUGGGGGGUGGGUGAAGAGGGGGAAGCUGUGUUGGGGUGUUCACAAAGCCACAGAAACUGAGGUGCUGGUGGCUCUGCCUGGCUGAGGAGUGACAACCAGGCCUGGUGUUGCUGUCCCUCAUUUGGGUAUGUUCAGCUUCUUUUCAGCCUCAUGGGGUAGGAGCUUGUGGGGCUUGUGGGGGGUGGUGAGUGGUUGCUUUGGUAGGGGGGCAGCAUGUGAGUGCUGUCUUGGCUUUCAACACCUUUUGGGGUUCACCCUGCAGCCAUCAGGACCCUUUUGCCUUCCCUGCCCAGGAUGCUGGAGCUGUGUUCACAGGGAGGAGGACUUACCCAGCAGCCACCAGCACUGAGUGUGUGGGGAUGGUCUGGUUGCGGUUUUUAACUAGCUGGGGAGAUGGGGUCAUGCUGAGUAAUUCUGCUUCUGGGUUUUUUUUGGACACUAUUUAAUAAAGUUCUUCCAGGGAA